UCAGGCGAGGUGCAGCUCGUGUCUCAUGGGAUCUUUGAGUCCAUCUGUGUCGUGGACACCCAGUACUAUCCGUUCGAUCAACAAAUUUGUAAACUACACUUCGCCUCUUGGACCUACGACAUGAAGCAGAUCCAACUAGUCCCAGGUCCAGCCGAUUUGUCAAAGUAUAAUUCCAACCCAGAGUUUUUCCUGGAGAAUUUUAAAGUUGAGCUACGUGAGGUUCACAACCCUUGCUGCAAGAAUAUGAUUCCAACUCUGACCUACACGGUACAGUUGCAGAGGCGCACGGUCUUCUCCCUCUUCUUCUUCAUCAUGCCAGGAAUUCUGAUCAAUAUUUGUGCCUUGAUGGUGUUCUGGCUUCCUGCUGAUAGCGGAGAGAAGGUAGGCCUUGGCAUCAAUGCCCUCUUGGCCAUGAUAGUGUUCUUGAUGGCUAUGACAGAGAAUCUCCCGCCAACAGAAAAACUCCCUCUGGCAGGUGUUUACUAUGGCAGUUGUAUUUCCCUGAUCGCCGCAAACAUUACUGCCACUGUGUUCGUCCUCAGUGUGAACGGGAUGGGCUUAAAAGGAUACCACGUUCCAGAAUGGAUCCAGCUUCUUACUCUCUUUGUGGCGAAGAUCAUUUUUAUCCAAAUUCCCUUCAUGAUUGAAGAAACUUGGGAAUUAGACGACAAGAACCCCCCACCUGCUAACAUUGACGAAAUGCCCGAAACCCCUGUGGAAGUGUUCACCUUGGACCAAGAUGGCUUCAAUCCACCAAAUUACGACCCUCCUCCUAAUAAAGAGAAGAAUUCGAAAAAAGAAGCCAAAGGUUCUCGGAUAAAGGUGCAGCCUUUUCAGAGACAAGAGGAGGAAGAAGAAAAAUUCAACUACAAUACCCUCAAAGAUCCAUUUCAAAGACGAGCGCUUAAAGCCUUGGAGUCCUUAUAUAAGAUGAUGAGAGACGACGACAAGGUAUCAGCAAAGAAACACCUCAGAUCCAGGUUGGUUGAUGAGUGGCAGUUUAUCGCUCGCGUCCUGGACAAGGCAUUCUUCGUCGUCUUCACCACUGUUUGCUUCCUCUUCAACAUCUUCAUUCUAACCUCCUCUCCCUUCAGAGAAAGGUUCGAUUACUGCCCUCUUGAGGGAGAAGGUGCCUGUGAUGAAAUGACGUUCGAGGAGAUCAAGCAGCUGACUGUUGAAAUGGCCGCCAAUUACCAUAUUACAUUACCUGGAGGAGGAGGAGCAGCAGGUGGAGGCGGGCACUAGCAUGUCAUACCAUCUUUGGGAAGUCGUCCCUGUCAUAUUCUCUGUAGCAGGAAACUGCAGUAAUGAAAAAUAUGAGAAUAUGAUUGGAGAUCAUAUGCUAACAGCUUCUCUUGUACAUCUUUCAUGUAAGAUGUACUUCCCGUAGUUUACCUUACACAGUACACUUGAGGUUAUAGUUUAUCAACCUUUGCUCUGUAAUUGCCCCAAGUACUCAGAUAAUUGACCUGACACUGAGGAUAUAAAUGGUACAAAUAGAAACUCAUCCCCUGUAAGAUGGUACUAUAAUCGGUAUAGUAAAUGAGCUAAUACUGACAAAUUUAUAUUGCAUAUAAUAAUUAAAUUUUUAAACACUGUAUGUACAUCAGGGGUUCCCGACCUUUUUGUUCUUCUGUACCCCAUGGACAUUCUUAAUGAUUCCCGUGUACCCCUUAAAAAUGAAUGAAAUUGGUAUUGUGAUAUAAUUUUAUUAUAAAAGUUUUGUGUAGACUGCAUAAGAAUAUUGAUGGUAAUAACUUCAAUAUACUAAAUAGGUAACUUGUGAAAUAUUGUGAUGCAUCACUUUCAUAUCUUUUAUUUGUGAUUAUCCAUAAUAUCAAUAAACUAAGCACAUAAGCCUCACUAAAUUCAUAAUUUCAAGUAUUAUGAAGCAACAAUUCUUUUCAGUCUCGGUACGGAUACAGAUUACAACCACAGAAAGUUCCAUACUAGUGAAAAACAAAUGGUAUUCACCCCACUCAUGAUAUAACUUGAGUAAAGGUUUUGCUUACUAAAACGAAACAAAACAAAAAGAAAACAGACACGACAUUGUGCAAUCCCAAUGCACAUUACAUCAUAAAUUGCGCAGUGCUGGCUAUUCUCUCAGAU
Messenger RNA from Macrobrachium nipponense, 2109 nucleotides. RefSeq names its product neuronal acetylcholine receptor subunit alpha-9-like. The transcript has 8 exons. The record is from RefSeq and is a predicted model, not a curated record. Gene Ontology annotation, molecular function: excitatory extracellular ligand-gated monoatomic ion channel activity; transmembrane signaling receptor activity; transmitter-gated monoatomic ion channel activity involved in regulation of postsynaptic membrane potential. The coding region runs from base 121 to 1245 and encodes 374 amino acids. Gene Ontology annotation, cellular component: plasma membrane; neuron projection; synapse. Gene Ontology annotation, biological process: regulation of membrane potential; nervous system process; monoatomic ion transmembrane transport. NCBI's taxonomy places the organism in Eukaryota, Metazoa, Arthropoda, Malacostraca, Decapoda, Palaemonidae.